Ochotona princeps (American pika) is the source of this 744-nucleotide messenger RNA. It is a transcript of the gene MYOZ3, whose product is annotated as myozenin 3. The record is from RefSeq and is a predicted model, not a curated record. The transcript is spliced from 6 exons. Bases 1 to 744 code for a protein of 247 amino acids. Gene Ontology annotation, cellular component: actin cytoskeleton; Z disc. Gene Ontology annotation, molecular function: FATZ binding; telethonin binding; actin binding. NCBI's taxonomy places the organism in Eukaryota, Metazoa, Chordata, Mammalia, Lagomorpha, Ochotonidae.
AUGAUCCCCAAGGACCACAAGGGACCAGCAGUGUCUGCCAUGGGAGACUUCUCUGAACCAGUGCCCCUGCUGGACCUGGGUAAGAAGCUGAGUGUGCCCCAGGAUCUGAUGAUAGAGGAACUAUCCCUCCGCAACAAUCGUGGGUCCCUCCUCUUCCAGAAGAGGCAGCGCCGCGUGCAGCGGUUCACCUUUGAGCUUCCGGACAGCCAGCGGGUGAGCCUAGCUGGAAGUGCCAGGAGGAAGGUACUUGGAACAGCAGAGCCAGGGAUGGUGAGUGUCGCCAAUGGCCCUGAGGAGCGUAACUACCACUCAGAGCUGCACAUCUACCCCGCCUCGCCAGGAGCCCCGGAAGAUGCCCACAGCACAGCCACCCCAGCCGAGAGCAUCCGCAGCCCCAGUGCCCUGGCUCCAGGCUACGCUGAGCCCCUGAAGGGUGUCCCUCCGGAGAAGUUCAACCAUACCGCCAUCCCCAAGGGCUACCACUGCCCUUGGGAGGAGUUCAUCAGCUACCAAGACUACCGGAGUGACGGCCUGGGUCUGGCCCCCAGCCCCACCAGCUACCGUAACUUCAACAAGACCCCUGUGCCAUUUGGAGGACCCCUGGUGGGGGAGGCCAUCCCCAGGGCAGGCACCCCUUUCAUUCCAGAGCCCUUCAAUGGCUUGGAGCUUCUCCGCCUCAGACCCAGCUUCAACCGAGUGGCUCAGGGUUGGGUGCGCAACCUCCCGGAGUCCGAGGAGCUGUAG